Messenger RNA from Antechinus flavipes (yellow-footed antechinus), 957 nucleotides. RefSeq names its product olfactory receptor 14A2-like. The record is from RefSeq and is a predicted model, not a curated record. The transcript has a single exon. The coding region runs from base 1 to 957 and encodes 318 amino acids. Gene Ontology annotation, biological process: G protein-coupled receptor signaling pathway. Gene Ontology annotation, molecular function: G protein-coupled receptor activity; odorant binding; olfactory receptor activity. Lineage: Eukaryota; Metazoa; Chordata; Mammalia; Dasyuromorphia; Dasyuridae. Gene Ontology annotation, cellular component: membrane.
AUGGGUAAUCUCACCAUAAUGACAGGAUUCCUCCUCAUGGGCUUUUCCAACAUCUGGGAGCUGCAAGUCUUACAUGCCAUGCUCUUCUUGUUGAUCUACCUGAUGGCUCUGAUAGGGAACCUGCUCAUCUUCACUCUCAUCUCUCUUGAUGGGCACCUCCAUACCCCCAUGUACUUCUUCCUGAAGAAUCUAUCCUUUUUAGACCUCUGCCUUAUUUCUGUCACAAUCCCCAAAUCUAUUGUAAAUUCAUUGAGCCGCAGCUGUUCCAUCUCUUAUUUAGGGUGUGUAUUGCAACUCUUUUUAGUGAUUUUAUUUGCAGGAUCAGAGAUUUCACUCCUAACAGUAAUGUCUUAUGACCGCUAUGUAGCUAUCUGUCAGCCCUUGUACUAUGAAACCAUCAUGAUCAAAGGGUCUUGUGUGAGGAUGGCAGUUGCUUCCUGGUUCAGUGGAGGAGUGGUUGGGGCCAUGUACUCAGCUAGUACAUUUUCUUUGCCUUUCUGUGGCUCUAAGAUGAUCCAUCAGUUUUUCUGUGAUGUCCCUUCUUUACUCAGAAUUUCCUGCUCUGAAAACCACAUUGUAGUUUAUGUGAGUAUUGCUAUUGGGUUGGGUUUGGGGAUCUUCUGCUGUAUUUCUAUUAUAAUCUCUUAUGGUCAUAUAUUCGCAACAGUGCUGAAGAUUCCAGCAAAAGAAGGUCGGUCAAAAGCCUUCUCCACUAGCCUGCCUCAUCUCAUUGUUUUCAUUGUUUUUAUCAUAACUGGAGCCAUGGCUUAUUUAAAGCCACCUUUGGACACUGACUCAGUUCUGGAUCUAUUGUUAUCUAUGUUUUAUACAGUGGUGCCCCCAACCCUCAACCCAGUGAUCUACAGCCUGAGGAAUAAGGAAAUGAAGAGUUCUUUGAGAAAGCUUAUAACCUGGAAAUAUUCAUCUGAGGAAUUAAUGAAAAAGUCUUUUUCAUGA